Molecule: messenger RNA, 1614 nt
Organism: Pseudovirgaria hyperparasitica
Lineage: Eukaryota; Fungi; Ascomycota; Dothideomycetes; Acrospermales; Acrospermaceae
Exons: 2
Coding region: 1-1614 (537 amino acids)
Source: RefSeq, a predicted model, not a curated record
AUGCCACCGCGAGGAAGAGCGCGUGUUGCUGCUCCCAGCAACCGCGUCUGCCAAAGUCCAGACGAGGACUCAUCCGAUUCUGAGUAUCUUGGUCAUUUUGAGCCCGCGCCUGUCUCUACAAUGUUAUCCGCAGAUCCGCCAAUUCCACGAACUUCAGCCACUAUCAUGCGCUGCAUCACCAUAGAAGGAAUCCCAUACUACUCUGUGGUGAUAAAGCCACUUGACGAUCCAGCUGUAAACUCCACUAGAGCUUCUUCUUCCGCAUCUUCCGCAAGCCGUGCGACAGACAGGCGCAAAAUCACUGAGCCAGUGCUAAGAGAAGGCAUCACGAUGGAUGAAAUCUAUAAUCAUGUUUCUAGAAGAGAGUACGAGCGAUUCGUACAUGUUGAAUGGGAAGCCGCUGAAGAGGCCAGAGCCGUCGCCGAAGCAGCCGAAGAAGAAGCUGAGAAAGCCUGGGACAUGGAAAUCCGCCGUCAGAGGCUAGAAGCCCUGGAGCGUGCUGCGUUGCUGAAAAGUCGGGGACCAGGGCAGAGUCGCGGUCGACCUCGUGGGCGGGGUCGUGGAAGAGGACGCUCCAGAGGAUACGGACCUGCUGGUACCCAACGAGAAACACUGUCCGCCCAGCAAUCUGGAGAGGACACUUCGGAGGAAAUAGACAUGAUUGAAAACACAGCAGAAGAUGUGGAUGUAAUCGCGAGACCUCCACCCAUGCCUAGCACCAGGGGGCAUGGAAUCCGCGGAAGAAGAGGGCGUACGAGAGGAUACGGAGGUGAAAGAUGGCACGCGGGAAUCACAAGGUCCGUUUCUGCACAAAAAUCUGGAGAAGAGUCGCCCGCAGAUAUGACUGAAGAUGGGCGAGAAGAAUCGGUCAUUGACGGAUCGUCACGCCUUCCCUACACAAAUGGUAGAGCCUACGAGAGCUCUGAGUCGGAUACUGCCGCUGCACAGCAACUUAGAAAUGACUUCCAGAUGUCCCAAAUGCGCUCAAGGCGUCUCGUAUCGCCAGAAGUCGUCAUAAUCUCCCCAAAGAGGCCUAUCAAGCGGCAGCGCAUGACGCCAACAGUUGAGGGAACAUCUUUCAGCACGGAUCAAGCUCCCUCUAAUGCGUCUUCCAAGUCGUCUCAGCCCGAACUAUCUGCAAGUUCAAGACUAGGGGUGAACCGUACCUCACUGAAGCCCGUAGCUGGUAGCCUAAGCAAUGGACGGACAACCAUUGUCGAUCUGAUAGGUGACAUCGAAGACGAAGACAGCGACGAUAUCGAUGAUCGCACUCAUCCAAACUUGACUAUUUCGGACAAUGGGGACGUUGAAAUGUUGAAAGCCAAGGAACACGCACCGAAUCCUAUAGUGAAAGGCAACCGGCCAGUGCGGAAGAGGUCCCCUUCACCUGUGAGAAUUGAGCAGAUCAUCGACCAUCUAGACAUGGAUGGAGAAGUGACAUACUGUGCCAGGAUAGUCGGGCACUCGGAAGAUCAGGGUGUGUGGAAGAGCGCGCGAGAAGUCAAGGAUGAAUGUCCGCACUUACUAGCCGCCUACAAGGCUGCCCAUUUAAUGCAAACCGGAAAAUAUCUGAUCGACGAAGAGGAUAGCGACGCGUACGAGGAUCAGGAAUGA